Molecule: messenger RNA, 678 nt
Organism: Eimeria maxima
Lineage: Eukaryota; Apicomplexa; Conoidasida; Eucoccidiorida; Eimeriidae
Exons: 1
Coding region: 1-678 (225 amino acids)
Source: RefSeq, a predicted model, not a curated record
AUGGCCGUGCGCUCCUCGUUAGGGUCUGGAGACCUUCGUAGCUUGCCUACCCCAGCGGGCGCCCUUCCUGGCGUUGCGGGAAGGGCUUCUGUCUCGUGCAAAGACUUGUACUCCCGCUCAAGAGCUCGCAGCAUGAGGAGGCCGCCGCCGGAUGGAGGCUGCGGGUGGUAUGAGUAUGGGUUGUACGACGUGGCACUAGAGUUGACAGAAGUUCCUUUGCGCCCGUUUGAGUUGGAAUACCGAGAGCGCACUGUCUUGACACCUGAGGAACCCCAACCUGUGGAACUGCCUAGCAAGAGGCAACCCGCUGUGCUGGUUAAACUUAAGCACAAACCUCGCGCUUGUGCACCACCUCAUCCCUCUACAGUACGCCUCCGCUAUGAGCCCGAAGCCGCUCCCCUAGUGUUUGCUGCAGGUGGUCAACAGCAACAGCAGAAGUCUGAAAAAGUAGAAAAACAGCUGUCAACCCAAAUGAACAAAGAUAACGAAACUUCCAGUGGGGUUCCUAAGGCGAUCAAAAAAACAGAAAAAGUAGGCGACAAGUAUGACAAAGUCGAAAAAGGAGACAAAAAUGACAAGCAUGACAAAAUAGAAAAGUCCAACAAAGAUAAGUUGGAAAAGAAGGAAAAGGAGAAGAAGAAGAACAAAGACGGCCCGCAGGAACCAGCCGAAUCCUAA